Molecule: messenger RNA, 312 nt
Organism: Aspergillus tanneri
Lineage: Eukaryota; Fungi; Ascomycota; Eurotiomycetes; Eurotiales; Aspergillaceae
Gene: MRPS16
Product: mitochondrial 37S ribosomal protein bS16m
Exons: 3
Coding region: 1-312 (103 amino acids)
Biological process (GO): mitochondrial translation
Cellular component (GO): mitochondrial small ribosomal subunit; ribosome
Molecular function (GO): structural constituent of ribosome
Source: RefSeq, a predicted model, not a curated record
AUGGUUGUUCGCAUUCGUCUGGCUCGUUUUGGGAACAGGCAUCAGCCGUUUUACAAUAUCGUGGUCUCUCAGGCACGAUCGGCUCGGGGCUCGAAACCUUUGGAGGUCAUUGGAACUUAUAAUCCCAUCCCACAACGUCCAACGAACCUCUCCGACGAAGAAGCCCAGAAGGUCAGACCAUACAAGGAAGUCUCGCUCGAUCGAUCUCGAGCGAAGUACUGGAUUGGAGUUGGAGCGCAAGCGAGCGAGACUGUGUGGCGGCUACUGGACCUGGCCGGUAUUGCGCAGGGCAGACGAAAAAACCACAACUGA